This is a messenger RNA of Papilio xuthus (Asian swallowtail), 2646 nucleotides long. It is a transcript of the gene DNaseII, whose product is annotated as deoxyribonuclease II. The transcript is spliced from 13 exons. The record is from RefSeq and is a predicted model, not a curated record. NCBI's taxonomy places the organism in Eukaryota, Metazoa, Arthropoda, Insecta, Lepidoptera, Papilionidae. Gene Ontology annotation, molecular function: deoxyribonuclease II activity. Bases 277 to 2484 code for a protein of 735 amino acids. Gene Ontology annotation, biological process: apoptotic DNA fragmentation.
UUUGGUAAACGAUAACAAAAUACCUUUGUAACCAGUUUAGUGAAUAAAAAUAAAUAAUGGCGCAGUCUAUCAAUGAAUUUCGCGGCGAUUCGUCACAUCAAUUUGUAUACACGAAAGGAAACAAUUUAACAAUGUUUUAUAAACAAACAAUUGUUUGCAGCCUAUGUAGAUACAUUCUAUGAUCAAAUUCCAUGACAUCAUAAACAACUCUAAUGUGAACUUCCUGAGUCUCCUAUUACUUCGCGGGGGACAUCCAUGAAGUAAACACGUCUCGCGAUGCAUAGCUUUAAAUUACUGGCGAUAUUUUCGUUAAUAUUGACUGAGUGCAAUAGUUUGACACCUCAGUGCAGAAAUGAAAGGGGAGAACCAGUUGAUUGGUUUUAUGUGUACAAGCUGCCUCGGGAGAAGAAUCACUUGAACCCAUUGGUGCGAAGAGGAGUAGCAUAUAUGUACUUAACUCCAUCUAAGUUAAGAGGAGGAUGGAUUAUGUCAGAUUUAGCUAUAAGUGAUUCCCGGUCUAUGGUCGGGAAGACUUUAAUGCCUUUGUACCAAGAUAGAAAUAUAAUAUCAUUGGUGUACAAUGAUCAGCCUCCAGCCACAGAGCACCAGCCGGACAUUCUACAGUCUGUUGCAGAGAUGUAUUCUAAAAGUAAAAGAGGUCAAAUGAAUCAAGCUGGUGUUAAAAAGUUCAAGAAAUUCAAACUGGGUGAUAAAUACUAUGAUGAUUACGAUUUAGCUGAAAUGUGUAAAAUGCAUUCAAAGUUCAUGAAAUCACGCGUCGAGAGCGGACACACUAAGGGGGUGAUAUUAGGGGAUAAGUUUACAGCUCUCUGGUUGGUGCAUUCAGUACCUAGGUUCCCGCCAUUACCUGACAUUCAUGGUCUGAACGUUUCUUCAUAUAACUAUCCUACUACGGGUACGAAGUAUGGACAAUCAUUUCUAUGUGUUUCUGUUCAAACUUCAACACUAAAUCAGAUUGCGACCCAACUAAAAUACAAUGAACCCUUAAUCGUGUAUUAUCAUAUGCCACCGGACUUCGAUAGUGAACUUCCGAAUUUAGUCGAUGUGGUUCAUAAUAAGACGAUUGACGCAUCACCUUGGUACCAUAUAGAAAGUUUCGAGACUCUAGUGGGUCGUAAAUUCUUAUCGUUUGCGAAGAGUGCGAUGUUCAACGAUGACCUGUACAGCGGGCUGGUGGCGGAAGUCCUGCAAUCAGAUCUUCUUGUCGAGUCCUGGACCAACGGACCUGGGACUCUGGACUCCGAAUGCACAAGGAACUUUCAGGUACGUAACAUCGAAAGACUGAAGUUCCCGAUCGCGAAGAUGUCGUUCACGUCACACAACGACCACUCCAAAUGGGCGGUGGCUGUCGCUCACAAGAUGCACAACAGCCAGGACACCAAGGUCGCCGACUACUGGGUCUGCGUCGGCGACAUCAACAGAGCGUUGCCCCAGGAGUCGCGGGGCGGGGGCACGGUGUGCACGUCGGGGCCAAUCCUGUGGGGCAACUUCGCGCACCUCAUCGAGUCCGUGCAGACGUGGUACAUUUACAAGCCUCCUAGUGACAUUGCGCCAUACUUAGAGUUAGGACGUAACUUCACUUACAUUACUUCAAGAAACGCCGGCAGAUGGCAACCUUCUAGUAAAUAUAUAACUGCCAAUUCUAUGUUGCAACAUACGUUAUCACCUAUUUAUAGGCCGACGUAUACGGAUUACUUAGCGGUGGCGGUGUAUGAACCGCGCUCGACAUCUCAGGCCCGCGGGGUGCUGCUGGCUGACGAGGUCGGCGGUGUAUGGAUAGGGCAUACCGUGCCCGGCUUGAUAGAUAUGCGCGAUGAUCGUCCAACAUUCCCGGAUAGUGAGAGAGCAAAUGGACAUCUAUUAAUGUGUCUGUCUAUCGAUCUAUUAGCAAUCAAUGCGAUCGCUUCAGCACUACAAGUCGCUGCACCAACGUUCACUUAUGUCAAAGUACCAAACAGAAUGAGAGAAUUAUUGCCCACAUGGGAUUUUGAAAAUAAUACGAACUCAAAUGAAAAACACACGAAAAAAGUAAAUUUUUUGACAAACUCUGAAUUUUUGACCGUGGAAAUGUUAGCGGGACCUCCUGAUAAUGAAGGUUCAUUGUACGAGGAGUUCGCAGCUUCCAAGCAGUUAGUGUUGGACGUGUAUAGUCCCACGGACGGAGAAUACCUAUCUUCUGUGUGCGCAAAAAACUUUAGCGUACGUAACAUAGAGACAAUCUCACUAAAGAUGAGAGAAUCAGUUCAAUACGUGAGCUAUUUGAAUGACCGCACAAGGUUUGCGGUCAGCACCGCCGCUUCCUGGCAGAAGAUGAAGUCAUCACCUCCACAGUAUUGGACCUGCGUUAGUAAUCUGGAUAAAGAGGAUACAAUAGGAAAAGGCGGUCUUAUCACCUGUGUCGAUAAUUAUCCUAUUUGGUUGACGUUUGAUAAUUUUAAAGUUAAAGAACCAGAAUGUUAUUGAAAUUGUCAACUAGCAGAACCAGUUGGCACGCGUGGCAGAAGAGUUCUCUUGGUCCACACGUGCCAAGCUAAAUACAUUUCAACUAAUUAUAAUUUGAAAAUUACCAUUUGUUACCUGGAUGUUAUCCUCUACUGAAAAAAGGACAAAUAAAAUGUUAUAAAG